CCGCUGAGCCCGGCGAUGGAUGGUGCCCGGCCCCCCUCCCGCAGCCCCGGCCUGCUGCUGGCGCUGGCCCUGGCGCUGAGCGGGGCCCCCUGGGCCGGCGCCGGCGACUGCAAGGGGCAGCGCCAGGUGCUGCGGGGCACCGAGGGCUUCGUCAGCGACGGGCCGGGCAACUACUCUGUGAAUGGGAACUGCGAGUGGCUGAUAGAAGCACCCAGCAGCCGGUACCGGGUGCUCCUGACCUUCCUGUUCAUGGACACCGAGUGCACCUACGACUACCUCUUCGUCUACGACGGCGACUCCCCGCGCUGCCCCCUGCUGGCCAGCCUGAGCGGCAGCACCCUGCCCCCCCCCCUCGAGGCCACCUCUGGCAAGAUGCUGCUGCACCUGUUCAGCGAUGCCAACUACAACCUGCUGGGCUUCAACGCCAGCUACCGGGUCUCGCUCUGCCCCCGCGGCUGCGCCGGCCACGGCGCCUGCGAGCCCCACGGCCAGUGCCGGUGUCAGCCUGGCUGGGGGGGGCUGGACUGCGCCGUGCCCCACUGCGACAGCUACUGCCUGGGCCACGGGGCCUGCGACCAGGUGAGCCCCCCUGAGCCCCCCUUCGUCCCCCUGAGCCCCACUGCCCCCGCCCCCGAGCCCCACUGCGACAGCUACUGCCUGGGCCACGGGGCCUGCGACCAGGUAAGCCCCCCUGAGCCCCCCCUCGGCCCUCCUGAGCCCCACUGCCUCCCCCCUGAGCCCCACUGCGACAGCUACUGCCUGGGCCACGGGGCCUGCGACCAGGAGUCUGAUCGGUGCUGGUGCCAGCCAGGCUUUGUGGGCGAGGCUUGUGACCUGGCGCUGGGCGAGAACCAGGGUGCCGGGCGCUGGUACAACCUGAGCUCCGGGGACCCCCACUUCCGGCCCCGCACGGCAGCCGCCGGUGCCGUCCUGCCCCCCACUGGGGCGCUCUACAUCUUCGGGGGGCUGGACCUGAACACGGCGCUGGGCGACCUCGUCAUCUACAACUUCACCUCCAACCUGUGGCAGCGCCGGGUGCUGAGCCCCUCCCCGGUGGCCCGUCACUCCCACGUGGCCGUGGCCUGGCAGGGCUGCCUGGUACUGUGUGGAGGGGAGCUGGCCAACGGCUUCCUAGUCAGUGACGUCUGGAUGUACCGACCCCAUGAGGAGCACUGGCUGGAGCUGGCCCCCCCCAAUGCCACAGCCUCCCUACCCCCCGGCCUGGCCAGCCACGCUGCAGCCGUGGUCGACACGUGGCUGUACGUCUUCGGAGGCCGCACCGCCGUGGAUGUCUUCUCCUCGCAGAUGUUCCGUUUCCAUCUGGAGAGGUGGCAGUGGGAGCGCGUGCUACCCGCCGGGGGGAAGGCACCUGCUGCCGCUGGGCACUCCAUGGUCUUCCACCCGCCCUCCCGCGCCCUGCUGGUGUACGGGGGGCACCGGCCCUCCACAGCCCGGUUCAGCAUGCGGGUGAACAGCACAGAUCUGUUCCACGUGGACCUGCGCCAUUGGAGCCCCUUGCGCGGGCGCGACCCCCAGCACGGCCCCCGGGAACGCGCCUUCCACAGCGCCAGCCUGCUGGGCAACUACAUGGUGGUGUACGGGGGCAACGUGCACAUUCACUACCACGAGGAGAAGUGCUACGAGGAUGAACUUUUCUUCUACCACCUGGGCUGUCACCAGUGGGUGCCUGGCCAGGCACUGGCGCGGAGCCUGCCCCACGAGCUGGCCGGGCGGGCGGCCGGGGGGCGCUAUUCCCACGUGGCGGCUGUGCUGCAGGACAACGUGCUGCUGGUGGCUGGGGGAUUCAGCGGGGCCCCCCGCGGGGACCUCGUGGCCUACAAGGUGCCCACCUUCGUCUUCCAGGUGCCCGCCCAGAACUACCACCUGGAUUACUGCUCCAUGUACUCGGAGAGCAGCACCUGCGGGAAGGACCCCGAGUGCUCCUGGUGCCUGGAUGCCUGCCAGAGCCCCGCGCCCCACAGCAACUGCCCCAGCACCGGCUGCCUGGGCCUGGCCCGGCUCCUGGUGGACUGCGAGUCCUGCCUGGCGUUUGGGGGGGCUGGCCCCCCUGUGCCCCAUGCGCCGGGGCCCUUUGGCUGGUGUGUGCAGAAUGAGACCUGCAUGCCUGUUGCUGAACAGAGCCGGUGCCGUGUGGGGCAGAUCUCGGGCACCUACGGCUGGUGGGGGCCACGCCCUGUGUUCAUCACCUCCCUGGAAAGCUGCCAACACCUCAACUUCCUGCCCGGCCUGCACCUCAUCACCUACCAGCACCCCCGCAACGACUCGCAGCCUGACAAGGUGUCCAUCGUCCGCAGCACGACCAUCACGCUGAGCCCCAGCUCGGAGAUGGACGUCUCCCUGGUCUACAAGGGCUUCAUCUACCCGCUGCUGGCCGGGCCCCCUCCUGCCCCCCACAUCUCUGUUUGGGCCCGUGUGCAGCGCCUCCACGUGAUCGCCAAGCUGGGCCGCGCCCCCAACGCCCCCGAGCUGGAGGAGGUGGGGCGCUGGGCCGUGCAGCAGGAGAAGGAGACGCGCCCCCUGCAGCGCCCGGGCGCCCAGCGGCUCUUCGGCAGCCCCGAGCGGGGCAACAAAUACCUGGUGCAGGUCGAGGGGCAUCUCAACAGCUCGGGGACCGGGCAGAGCAGCGAGCUCACCCUCGUCUGGGACCGCACCGGGGUGCCGGGCGGCAGCGAGAUCUCGUACUUUUUCCUGGAGCCGUUCCGGGCAGGACCCUGCCCCUCCUACCCCUCCUGCCUGGCCUGCCUGGCCGACCAGGGCUGCGGCUGGUGCCCGCUCAGCGCCAGCUGCCACGCCCGGCUGGGGAGGCCGGGGGGUGGGGGGCCGUGCGGGGGGGCCUCCGUGCGCCUCGUCCUCUCGCCCAGCAACUGCUUCCUGUGCGAGGAGUACCGGGACUGCCACGCCUGCAGCGCGGACCCGUUCUGUGAGUGGCAGGUGAACAGUAGCAAGAAGGGGGAUCUGCUGUGUAGCCGCCGGGGCCGACAGCCCCACGCCAUCCGCGCCCCCCACGACUGCCCCGUUCUGUGCCACCAGCGGAGCACGUGUACUGAGUGCCUGUCCAAUUCCAGCCAGUGCGCCUGGUGCCAGUCCACCCGCAGCUGUUUCUUCUUUGCCACCUACCUGGCCAAGUACCCGUACGGGGACUGCCGGGGCUGGUACGACAGUGUCCAUUCAGUGCCCCAGUGCCUGGACUGUGCCCGGUUCAACACCUGCCGGGACUGUCUGCAGCACUUCGAGUGCGGGUGGUGCGGGAACACGGACAACCCCACGCUGGGCAGCUGCCUGCAGGGUGAUUUCUCCGGCGUGGGCGGCUUUCCCAACUGCUCGGUGGUGCUGUGGGAGAGCCAUGGGCUGUCCCCCGCCCAGCCAGCCACCUGGUCCUACGGGCAGUGCCCCGACGUGGAUGAGUGCCGGCUGGGGCUGGCUCGCUGCCACCCCUUUGCCAGCUGCCGCAACACGCCCCAGGCCUACGAGUGCCGCUGCCAGCGUGGCUACGCCGGCGACGGCACCAGCCACUGCAACCAGACGUGCUACGAGGAGUGUGGGCAUGGGCGGUGCAGCGGCCCCCCCGACUACGCGUGCGAGUGCGAGCUGGGCUGGACGUCGGGGCUGGGCGCCGGGGGCAACCGCAGUGCGGGGGGGGCCCAGUGCAGCGUGGAUUGUGGCUGCCACUUCCACAGCAGCUGCGAGGCCGGGGGGCCCGGGGUGUGCGAUGAGUGCCAGGACUGGACCCACGGCGAGCACUGCCACCUCUGCCGGCCCGGCAGCUUCGGCGACGCCAUGAGCCCGGCUGGGUGCCAGGCGUGUGAGUGCAACGGGCACGGCCUGCCCGAGCUGGGCCACUGCCACGGGGCCACGGGGGCCUGCUAUUGCGCCCCCCCUGCCGAGGGACCCCACUGCGAGCGCUGCGCUGCCGGGUUCUAUGGAGACCCCAGGAACAUGGGCACCUGCUACCGGGCAUGUGAGGGGCGCUCGCUGCUGGCCAACCUCUCAGGUUCGGGGUCCUUGGGCUCCCGGCGGGCGGGGGACGUGCCUGGGGACCUGGCCCACUGCGUCUGGGUGCUGUCGGCCUCGCCCGGCCUGGAACCCUGCCCGCCUGCCCAGCCCUGCCCCACCAUCAGCCUGACCCUGCAGCCUGACCUCAGCACCCCCUGCAUGCACAGCUACGCCUACGCCUUCGAUGGGCUGCCGGCCUUCCUGGACAGUGGGGAGAUCCAGGCCGACCGGACCCUCAUCGGCGCCUUCUGCGGGCAGGGCCGUGCCCAGCCCCUCACCGUGGAGGCCACGUCAGGGCUGCUGGUUCUGUACUAUGAGGCAAACUCUAGCGAGGCCUCAGGAUUCAAUGCCACCUUUGUGGUGCAUCGCUGCCGGCCCGGCUGCCGGCCCACCCAGGAGUGCUGGGGUGGGCGCUGCGUGUGCCGGGGGGGCUACGCCGGACCCCACUGCCAGCUGCGGGUCUGCCCUGAGAACUGCUCCGCCCACGCUGGCCAGGGCGUCUGCAACACGAGUCUGGGUCUCUGCAUCUGUGGUGACGGGUUUGGGGGCGCGGAUUGUUCGGUGCCGCUGGACCCGGGGAAGAUCGUCUGGGAGACUCUGAUUGACAGCCAGCUGACGCCAGACACGGCCAGCCGGUUCCUGCACCGCCUGGGCCACACCAUGGUGGAAGGGCCAGAGGCCACGCUCUGGAUGUUCGGGGGCCUGUCCCUGCGCCAGGGGCUGCUGGGCAACGUCUACAGGUACUCCAUCCCUGAGCGCCGCUGGACCCAGAUGCUGGCAGGGACGGAGGAUGGGGGACCGGGGCCCAGCCCCCGCUACUUCCACGCCGCGGCCUACGUGCCGGCGCGCCAGGCCAUGGUGGUGCUGGGGGGGCUGGCGGUCAGCGGCGUCGCCAGCGACUGCUGGGUGCUCAACCUCACCACCCUGCAGUGGAGACAGGAGCAGGACCCCCUGCUCCCGGCAGUGGCGGGACACACGCUGACCCCCCGGCGCGGCAUUUCCCUGCUGCUCAUCGGCGGCUACUCCCCGGCCGACGGCUUCAACAAGCAACUGCUGGAGUACGGUGUGGAGAGCGAGCGCUGGCAGGCGGGGACGGCGGCCGGAACUCCCCCCACAGGUCUGUUGUUUGGGGGCCUGACCCCCCCUGUUGCCCCCAGGUCUGUAUGGGCACUCGGCUGUGUACCACGAGGGGACAGAUGCCGUGUACGUUUUUGGGGGGCAGCGUUUCCACGUCGAGACGGUGUCGGCCUCCCCCGAACUCUACAGCCUGCACUGCCCCAGCCGGACCUGGAGCCUGCUGGCCCCCGCCCAGGGCCCCAAGCCGCUGUCUCACUUUUUCCACGCGGCGGCCGUGCUGCGGGACACCAUGGUGGUGGUUGGGGGCCGCACGGAGACCAAGGACUUCACCAGCCACCUGCUGCUUUACCAGCUCAACUGCAACACCUGGAUCCUGCCCAACCAGACAGGGUCUCUCCCCCAGGCCCAGCAGUGGUGGACGUGCCCAUGAACGAGUCGGUGGCCCACGCGGUGGCCGCGGUCGGGGGCCGGAUCUACGUCUCCGGGGGGUUCAGCGGGGUGGCGCUGGGGCGCAUGGCUGUGCUGACGGUGCCCUCUGACCCCUGCCUCGUCUUCCCCGGCCCCGACGCCUGCAACCGCUCGAGUGCCAGCUGCACGUGGUGCCGCGACAGCUGCCUUUCCGCCGACGCCGCCGAGAGGCUGGGCUGCCCGGCUGGGGCGGCCGCCUGCUUCCCCACACCGCGGUCGGCAGACGAGUGCCGACGCCUGAGGACCUGCAGCGAGUGUCUGGCCCGGCACCCCCGUGCCCUGAGCCACAGGUCGGUCACCAUGGCGCCCCCGCAGUGCAAGUGGUGCACCAACUGCCCCGAGGGCGCCUGCAUCGGCAGCGCCGGGAGCUGCACGUCGGAGAACGACUGUCGCAUUAACCAGCGUGAGAUCUUCGUGGCCAGCAACUGCUCAGAGAUCUCGUGUGAGGCGGCUGACUGCCCGGCCUGCACCGCCUCGGGCAAGUGCAUGUGGACGCGCCAAUUCAAACGCACCGGCGAGACGCGGCGCAUCCUGAGCGUGCAGCCCACCUACGACUGGACAUGCUUCAGCCACUCGCUGCUCAACGUCUCCCCUAUGCCCGUGGAGUCCUCGCCCCCCCUGGCCUGCCCCACACCCUGCCACAACCACAGCUCCUGCCACGCCUGCCUCAGCUCCAAGGGGGCCGAUGGGGGCUGGCAACACUGCGUCUGGAGUGUCAGCCUGCGCCAGUGCAUGAGCCCCACCUUCCUGCCCAUGCGGUGUCUGGCGGGGCUGUGCGGGCGGGUUCUGACCGGGACCGAGAGCUGCACCCCCCCCUGCGCCCGUGCUCUGCAAUGCGCCCACUGCACCCGCCAGCCCCGCUGCGGCUGGUGCGGCCGCCCCGGUGAGAACGGCCACGGGCGCUGCCUGGAGGGGGGCCUGGGCGGGCCCCGGCAUGGGCUGGCGCAGGCCUGUGGGCCGGGGGCCACCUGGUCCUUCCUGUCGUGCCCCCCGGAGAAUGAGUGUCUGAAUGGGCACCACGACUGUAAUGAGACGCAGACCUGCCACGACCGGCCCCACGGCUACGAGUGCGCCUGCAAGGCCGGCUACACCCUGCACAACGCCUCGGGGCUGUGCCGGCCGGUCUGCCAGCAGGGCUGUGUGAACGGGACGUGCGUGGAGCCCAACCGGUGCCGCUGCCACUUCGGCUACGUGGGCGAGAACUGCUCGGUGGAGUGUCGGUGCAACCGGCACAGUGACUGCGCCGGCGUCGGGGCGCGGGACCAGUGCCUGGAGUGCGCCAACCACACCAUGGGGGCACAUUGUGAGAAGUGCCGGCCGCUCUUCGUGGGCUCCGCGCUGAAUGGGGGAACCUGCCGGCCCUGCCGCGUGUUCUGCCGCGGGAACAGCGACGUCUGCAUCUCCCGUGAGGAGCUGGCGGCCGCCCGGCGAGACCCCGCCCGCUUCCCGCUGGAGCCUUCUCUGGUCCCCAGCUGGGUGGCGGAGGGGCCGGCCGAGGACGUGGCCGUCUGCGUGAGCUGCCAGAACAACAGUUUUGGGGAGAAAUGUGAGAGCUGCCUGCAUGGCUACUUCCUGCUGGAGGGCAGGUGCACCCGGUGCCAGUGUAACGGCCACGCAGACACGUGUAACGAGCUGGACGGGACGGGCUGCCCCUGCCAGAACAACACGGAGACGGGCCCCUGCCAGAACAGCGCCCAGGCUGACAAGAAGGACUGCUACAAGUACCAGUGCGCCAAGUGCCGGGACUCGUUCCACGGGGCGCCGGUCGGGGGACUCCAGUGCUACCGGCUCAUCUCUGUGGAGCAGGAGUUCUGCUUCGACCCCACCUCGCAGAGCAACUGCUUCCACCAGCCCAACCUGCAGCACCUGGCGCGCGGCCGCACCGUGCUCUUCGGGGUGCAGCCCAAGUUCACCAACGUCGACAUCCGCAUCACCGUGGACGUCACCUUCGGCGCCGUCGACCUCUUCGUCUCGCCCGCCUACGACACCUUCGCGGUGGAGGUGGACCGGGCCACGGGGGUGCACGCCGUGCGGGUGCUGGCGCCGGGCGGGGCCGAGGGGGGGCCCAACGGCACGGCCCCGCCCCGGCUGCGGGAGGAGCGCCCCCGCGGGCUCAUCACCUACCUGACGGUGCGGGAGCCGCAGGCCGUUCUGGUGGUGCGAGGCGUGCGAGACCGGCUGGUGGUGACCUACCCGCACGAGCUGCACGCGCUGAAGUCCAGCCGCUUCUACCUGCUGCUGCUGGGGGUGGGCGGCGGCGGGCACGGCGGCGCCUCGCAGGGGCUGCUCUUCUUCCGGCAGGACCAGGCCCACAUCGAUCUCUUCGUCUUCUUCUCCGUCUUCUUCUCCUGCUUCUUCCUCUUCCUCUCGGCCUGCGUCCUGCUCUGGAAGGCCAAGCAGUGCCUGGACCUGCGGCACGAGCAGCACCGCCAGCUGCAGGAGAUGACCAAGAUGGCCAGUCGCCCCUUCGCCAAGGUCACCGUCUGCUUCGAGCCGGAGCCCGGGCCCCUGGCCGCCGACCGGCUCUUCCUGCCAGCCCGGCCCCACAAGCCGCCCGCCCCCCCGGCCCGCCUCAAGCCCUACCCCGAGGCCCCCUACGCCGCCCAGCUCCGGCGCUCCGAGCCCUUCCUGGCUCAGCUGCUGGGCUGCUCCUGCCCCUACCCCAGCCCCAGCUUCCGCGUGGGCCCCGUCACGCUGGAGCCCACGGAGGACGGCAUGGCCGGCGUGGCCACCGUGCUGCUCCAGCUGCCCGGUGGCAACCAGGCCCCCAACCGCUCCUGCCUGGGCUCUGCCCUGGUCACCCUGCGCCACAACCUGCAGGACUAUUGCGGGGGUGGGAGCCACGGGGCUGGCGGCGUCCGUAAGGGGCUGCUGAGCCAUGACAACCUCACCAGCAUGUCGCUGUGACCUCCCCCCCCCCCGGUCGCUGGCACUGGCUGGGCCCCAUCCCCCUGGCAUGUCACCAGGAUCGGCCUGGAGCCCCCCCACCCGCCAGCCUGUUGCUGUGACUGGCCAGAACGCCACACCUGGCCAUCGUGGGCACCACAGGGAUUGGGCCCCCUUGACGUUACUGUGAGCUGCCAGGGGGGCAGGCCAGACACUGCCCCCCCCACCCCCGUGACCUGCCAGAACCCCACACCUGGCCAUCGUGGGCACCACAGGGAUUGGGCCCCCUUGACGUUACUGUGAGCUGCCAGGGGGGCAGGCCAGACACUGCCCCCCCCACCCCCGUGACCUGCCAGAACCCCACACCUGGCCAUCGUGGGCACCACAGGGAUUGGGCCCCCUUGACGUUACUGUGAGCUGCCAGGGGGGCAGGCCAGACACUGCCCCCCCCCCCGUGACCUGUCAGAACCCCACACCUGGCCAUCGUGGGCACCACAGGGAUUGGGCCCCCUCGACGUUACUGUGAGCUGCCAGGGGGACAGGCCAGACACUGCCCCCUUCCUCCCCCCCCCCCCCCCCGUGUGGACGCCAGGCCUGGGGCUGGGCAGCCUGUGGACAGACUCUUAGGUUGCAGCCGCUGCCUGGGGGCACCUGGACCCUCCCCCCAUGAACGGGGGCCUGUGUCUAACCUGACACCCGCCACCCCUCCGGCUCCAGGGGGCCGGUGGCGCCUGGGGGCCUUUGCUCCUCCAGUGCCUGUGUUCGGUUAAUUCCUGUAUUGAAGGGGGAAGAUGCCUCCCCUGGGUGGGGAAUAAAGUGACCAGCUGGUGCUG
Gopherus flavomarginatus (Mexican gopher tortoise) is the source of this 9278-nucleotide messenger RNA. It is a transcript of the gene MEGF8, whose product is annotated as multiple EGF like domains 8. Lineage: Eukaryota; Metazoa; Chordata; Testudines; Testudinidae. Gene Ontology annotation, molecular function: calcium ion binding; protein binding. The record is from RefSeq and is a predicted model, not a curated record. The transcript is spliced from 43 exons. The coding region runs from base 16 to 8466 and encodes 2816 amino acids.